Messenger RNA from Chlorocebus sabaeus (green monkey), 2652 nucleotides. It is a transcript of the gene CNOT8, whose product is annotated as CCR4-NOT transcription complex subunit 8. Gene Ontology annotation, molecular function: poly(A)-specific ribonuclease activity; nucleic acid binding. The record is from RefSeq and is a predicted model, not a curated record. Lineage: Eukaryota; Metazoa; Chordata; Mammalia; Primates; Cercopithecidae. Gene Ontology annotation, cellular component: CCR4-NOT complex.
GGAUUUUUCCAGGCCGCGCCCACGGCAGGAGGGGUUGUUCUAGAGCACGCCCCUUCCUUGUUCGCGCGGAAAGAGAACCAAAAUGGAGGAGUAAUAAUCAUGAUUAAAUUGAGCGAGCGCAACUAAUCACGCGAAGAGGGCCGCGGGAGGGCCGCCUUCCGCAAGCGUGCUUCGAGACCUCCGCUUCCCACCUAUUCGGCGGCGCCCUGUUGUUUCUGCGCCUGCGCGCUGCUUCCCGCGAGCUCACGGGCGGAGCGAACACGCACAGAGUCGCAGGGGCGCGCAAAGGGGGAGGAGCGGGCGUGACCAGGCGCGCGCGCGUCUGGAGUGACUCUAGAGAGCAGAUCAGAUCAAACAUUGUCUGGCUUGCACUGUAAAACUAGUUAGCUGACGGCGACUUCUCAGGUUUCUUCAGGAUGCCUGCAGCACUUGUGGAGAAUAGCCAGGUUAUCUGUGAAGUAUGGGCCAGUAAUCUAGAAGAAGAGAUGAGGAAGAUCCGAGAAAUCGUGCUCAGUUACAGUUAUAUUGCCAUGGACACAGAAUUUCCAGGUGUUGUGGUGCGACCAAUUGGUGAAUUUCGUAGUUCCAUAGAUUACCAGUAUCAGCUUCUGCGGUGCAAUGUUGACCUUUUAAAAAUUAUCCAGCUGGGCCUUACAUUCACAAAUGAGAAGGGAGAAUAUCCUUCUGGAAUCAAUACUUGGCAGUUCAAUUUCAAAUUUAACCUUACAGAGGACAUGUACUCCCAGGAUUCCAUAGAUCUCCUUGCUAACUCAGGACUACAGUUUCAGAAGCAUGAAGAGGAAGGGAUUGACACACUGCACUUUGCAGAACUGCUUAUGACAUCAGGAGUGGUUCUCUGUGACAAUGUCAAAUGGCUUUCAUUUCAUAGUGGCUAUGAUUUUGGCUAUAUGGUAAAGUUGCUUACAGAUUCUCGUUUGCCAGAAGAGGAACAUGAAUUCUUUCAUAUUCUGAACCUUUUCUUCCCAUCCAUUUAUGAUGUGAAAUACCUGAUGAAGAGUUGCAAAAAUCUUAAGGGAGGUCUUCAGGAAGUUGCUGAUCAGUUGGAUUUGCAGAGGAUUGGAAGGCAGCACCAGGCAGGCUCAGACUCACUGCUGACAGGAAUGGCUUUCUUUAGGAUGAAAGAGUUGUUUUUUGAGGACAGCAUUGAUGAUGCCAAGUACUGUGGACGGCUCUAUGGCUUAGGCACAGGAGUGGCCCAGAAGCAGAAUGAGGAUGUGGACUCUGCCCAGGAGAAGAUGAGCAUCCUGGCGAUUAUCAACAACAUGCAGCAGUGAUGGCGCCAGGCUCUGCAGGUUGGGCCUGAUCCCAGAGUGGUGCUUACUGUGCUGACUGUGUACUUACAAGAGAAAAUGCUUCUUUUGAGCAAACUGUACCUACCAUCUGCAUUGAGCAGAAAGACUUUUGUUUUACUGAAGACAAAAGAUGUCUUUAUUUUAGACCCAGAAGAGAGGAGUUUGCUCUGAAUUUGUAAGUAAGUCUUCCCCCUUCCUCAUCCCUGAGCCUCUCCUCUCUGGUUGCCUCCUGCCACCAGCAUCCAUGGCUCAUUUGACACCUUUUUAAAUAUCCAGGACAAGUCUGAAACAAACUAGUAAAAUGUAUAUAACUCUUACCUGUUGUCAUUCUUUUUCUUUUAAAUUUGUUGCUAAUCUCUGAUAAUGAAGAUUCUUACUCUGAUUCUCAGCUGAGCUGUGAGGGCUUCCAGGGAAAAUGGAACAAAAUGGUGUUCUUAUGUAAUGGGUUGUAGAUACUGAGUCUUCCUUUCCUUUUCUGACCCUUCUUGAGGACAUUUGCUUUCCUCACACUUUUGUAGUCUUUCUUUACAUAUUACUAUAUGGAAAUGAAUUGCUCUGUGCUGAAAUUUGAAGACCAGAAAAUGAAACUUAAAAGCAAACAAUUUUACUGAAUCUGUGUACCCUUCAUUCAUGAGAACUCCAGAAUGAGUGUUGACCACUGAAGCAUCUUUUAAGUCUGUGUUCCAUUGUGCCACUCAGGUUUGCCGUUGCAUACGCAUCAUCUGAAAUCAUUUGAAAUUUUUGUACAAUAAAAUAUCCUGGAUUUGAUCCCAAAUGAAACUAGUAAGAUCAGAUUUUUGGGUCAUGUCUGUUGUAUUUUCAGUAAUGUGAUUUCAGAUAGUCAUCUGGAUUCUCCCACUUCUCUAUUUUCUCUACUUUUCCUUCCAGCAAACCUGAAACAUUAGGGAGAUGGAUUAAUGUGAGUACCAGGAAUGUCUUUAAAAAGCUAGAGUGGUUACGUUUAAUCAGGCAGUAAGAUAAUUUGGGUUCUUGAGUUGUUUUGGAGCAAUAUCCCACAACUGGGAUAGGAAGCUCAGGACUUUUUUUUUUUUUUUUUUUUUUUUUUUUUAAAGCUAGUCAUUUCAAAAGUAUAUUAUAUUUUUUUGAAUGACCACAGUAUGGACAAUUUCAAAAACCAAAACUCCCUUUGGAUUGGUGGAAAUAAAAACUGGUAACUCACUCAAGUGAAUGAAUGGUCUUGCAUUUUAAAAGCUUAUGGGAAACUCAAUUUGAAAUGAUUAAAAAAUGUCAAGUAUUAUAAGCUGGUAUUUAAGAUGCUUGUAAAUAUUAUUUAUGUUUUUAAUUUUGUAAAAUAAAGAUUUCUUUUUAACCACUGGCA